This is a messenger RNA of Seriola aureovittata, 5174 nucleotides long. RefSeq names its product von Willebrand factor A domain containing 5B2 (gene vwa5b2). The transcript is spliced from 24 exons. NCBI's taxonomy places the organism in Eukaryota, Metazoa, Chordata, Actinopteri, Carangiformes, Carangidae. The record is from RefSeq and is a predicted model, not a curated record. Bases 430 to 4710 code for a protein of 1426 amino acids.
UGGCCAAGCCAUUAGCCAUGAAUUAUGGUGCUGCUACCAUCACAGCCAAUUGUCUGGAUGAAAAGCAGGCUCUGCCUCACUUACCGUUGUGUGCUAGCUUGUGCCUGAGCAGCAGGUUCAGCAUUCGUAGUUUCUGAUCAGCUCUGUGGUUCAGGUCAGAGCAGGGCAACUGGUGGAUUUGUGGAGAGAGAGAAAGACAGAGAGCGACAGACAGAGAGAGAGGAGAGAGAGCAGUAUCUCUUACCAGGAAACUCCUGCCGUUGUAUCACUGGGAAACCUGCAAGCAAAUGUGAUGGGAGAGUGAUGCAGAGACUGGACACAGAGCCACAUUAUCAGACACUGCAUUGAACGGUACAACCAUUUCACAGGUCUGUGUACCUGUGUUCUCAUGCAGCCUGCAGAGUAGAGGACUGUCAGUACCCUGAAAAGAUGGUGGGACUGAGAAACCGUUCUACAUGGGAACCAUUGCUACUCAAGGCCUCCUGUAUCAAGUCCUGUGCCAACGGCUGCUCCCUGGGCAUCACCGCACACCUCACUUAUGCCAACGCUGACAUAGAGUCUGUAGAAGGUGUGUUUGUGUACCCCCUCGGAGAAAAGGAGGUUGUGGUGGGCUUUGAGGCUGCAAUUGCAGGCCGACUAGUCGGGGUCCAGAUACAGAACCGAGGGAAGCUGAAGGAUUGCUGUCUGGAUUGCUGCCCUGGAACUGGUCUUGAAGGCCACUGUGGGAACGGCCGGGAGUGGGGCUGCUGUGGGAGCUCCAGCCAUGACAUUCAAUGCACCAACGGGCAUCUCAUCCUGGAUGAAGACCUUGAAAGAACCACCUUCAUUGUGGGCACAGGGGUCAUUGGCCCGAUGGAUAUAGUGUCUAUUAUCAUAAGCACCACACUGGAACUCCCUACAUUAGAAAAUGGAGCAAUCCACAUCGUCUACCCCUCAUUACUUACUCCAGUUGUCACUGGGCAGAUGACUUCAAGCAAGAGUGAAAAUGGAGGGAAGUUAGAAGAACCUGGAGCAACCAGCUGUUUCGGUGCCACCUCAGGAAAACAAGGCCGGGUCCUGGACUCUGAGCAGCAAUGUACCCACACCAUCUUCACCAGUCCAGCUGCCAGCCUGGCACCUUAUGAACUCAACUUCCAGCUACUUGUCAGAGGGGCCUGCCUGCUGGCUGGACUGGAGAGCCCCACUCAUGCUCUGAGAGCAGAUGCAGACCCCAGUGCUCAAAGUGCAUCUGCCACCUACAUCACCUUGGCGCAGGAGCAUCCAUAUGACAGACACAUAGAGAUCAUUCUGCACCUCAGUGAGCCUCACAACCCCUUGGUCAUCUUAGAGAGAGGCAGGCUCUCCUUCAGCCAGUAUGAAGAGCUGAUCUGUUCCCGUCGUGAUUUUAUCCGCUGCACCCGCAAAGAUUCAGAACCCGAGAGGAAGGUGGAGUUUGUGAGGAAGCGGUACCACAAGGACAUUCUGAGCAGCCCUGUCUUGAUGCUCAACUUCUGUCCUGAUUUGCUGUGUGAACCUCUGGAGCUGCACAAAGCCACCAGAGAGCUACUGUUCCUCGUAGAUCGCAGUGGCAGCAUGAGUGGCACUAACAUUCGUCGUGUAAAGGAAGCCAUGGUGGUGGCAUUGAAGAGUCUCCCUUCUUGCACUAUGCUCAACGUUGUUGGCUUUGGCACCACCAUCAAGCCACUGUUCACCUCCAGCAAGCUCUGCACUGAUGUCACUCUCAUGCAGGCAUAUGAGUAUGUCCAGAGGAUGAGAGCUGACAUGCGAGGCACCAACCUCCUGGGGGCGCUGUCCUGGGUGUACCAACAGCCCAUGCAGCGCUCAUAUCCUCGCCAGGUCUUUAUCAUUACAGAUGGAUCUAUUGGCAACGUAGCCAAAGUGCUGGAGUUGGUCCGCAGAAACACAUGCGCUGGCAGAUGCUUUGGUCUGGGCUUGGGCCCUCGAGCCUGCAGGAGACUCCUGCAGGGCGUUGCCAAACUAACAGGAGGGACUACAGAGUUCUUGGAUGAUGAGGAGAGACUCCAGCCCAAGUUAAUCAAGUCCCUGAAAAAGGCUUUUGAACCUGUGCUGACUGACGUGCGGAUUGACUGGUAUCUGCCAGAAAACAUGGAGGCUCUUCUUUCACCCAAUGAAAUCCCUCCACUCUACCCUGGGAAUCGCCUCAUUGGAUAUUGCACCCUGUACGAUAUGACAAAUUUCAAAGCAAAAAAGGCAGAGUGUCAAGGACAGGGCUAUAAACAUCGGGGCUCCACGGGUUCUGUUUUUGGCCAAUCAAAUGAUGAGCUUUCACCUCCUCCUGCCUCUGAACUAAUGCCUGUGGUGACAAGUGCAGAUGGCACCAAUUUGGAGGAAGCACUGAGGGAGAUCUCUAGAGAAAUCUCCUCUGAGUUCUCCUGUGCCAGAGACACAGACCCUGGCACCAGCCCAGGUGUGGAGCUAGACUGGUCCAAUGACGUGAGGAGGAGGAUCCAAGAAAGCUCUUAUAUCCAGGAGCAGUAUGUCCUCACUCGCUGCUCCCUCAGUAGUGAGCGAAGUCUACAGACACAGUCCCACUCACACAUACACGCCUCAUCCAACUCUGACUCAGCAGGCGGGGCAUUUUUGCCUGACCCUCACUCCUCUAGUUCAGUGCUGGAUACAGGGUCUCUACCACAAGGCCUUGAAAAGAUGCCCCCUCCAGAACAGAGGUCAUCCUUGUCUCGCUGGGCAGACUCUGCAUGGCCUCAAAACCUCUCAGCUGAAAUGCCUGAUAAUGGGUCAAAAAAGCCUGUCUUAAUGUCUGGAAAACAAGAAAGGGGAGACAACACGAGUUGGCAGAGUGGGCGUCUGGAUGGAGGCGAGGAGUCUCGUAGGAGACAAAAAGCACUGGCCCGUUCAACCAUGGCAGCACGGAGUUUCUCGUCCCCCCAGGGCGAGCUUGAGAUGCAUCGCCUAAGGAGAGCUCUGGAGAGGGUCUCCUUUGACCAAACACUGGGAGGGAGGCUGGACGAAAGUGAUGGGGAAACGAAGCCCCCAUCACGAGGGACACUGUCCCGCAGAAGCCUCACUGACUCCAAUGGUCUCCUGUUCCCUGCCUCUCCUCUGGACUGGGACAGCUUCACAGAUCCAGAGUACCUCUUCACUGCUGUUCCCCCAGAGGAUCCCCCACCAGGUCAGUGUCGCUCACGCAUUCAUGGCCUGCUGAGUGGCAGGCCUGUGUCCUGGGAGGUCACUGUCGACCUGGGGCACCUCUGGACCCCUGAGGGCCAGGAGACAUCAGGGGCUGAAGGAUGUGGAGGAGGGGAAGAAGGAAAGGGAGGGGAACCAUGGGAGGAGAUUAUUCACCAACUGACUGCUCGCUCAGUUAUAAGAGACUUUGAGAAAAUGGCAGAGAAGGAGAGUGACAUUGGACAUGGUUCAGCUAAGCGAUACCGUAUGAAGGCUAUCCAGACCAGUAAGCAUUGUAACAUUAUCUGCAUGUACACAGCCUUCACUACCACUGAUAGCAACCCCAACAAAGGCUUGCCAGAAGGCAUGGACGUCCAAAACACAGGGAUGCAUUUGGGAAACAAGUGGAGUUCCCAGUCAGGUAGUCGCAGGCAGAGGGCCUAUUCUGUUGGUUUGGGCAGACGGCGCACCAGUAGAGACAGUGAAGAGAUUGAGGACACCUGGAACUCUACAGACAGAGAUGACACUCCUGCCUCACCCUGUAGCCUUACAUCCUGGGACUCUAGUGUAGGAGGUAGUGCCUACUCUGCUACAGCUCCAGCAAUAACAGGCGCCUCAUGCACUCGUUCACAGCGAUCUAUAGAGAGCAAGUCAAUGGAGAGCUUCUUUGGCACCAGGUUCCCACUGGGCAGACUCAGGUCCUCUAUUUCAUCAGGAAAGCAGAUUCCUCUCAAGUCCCACUGUUUGUCAGCAGAGACUGAGAAACAACCUGAAACUGAGGCCCCGGACUAUCUUCCCCUGGUGCGUCUGCAGCUGGCUUCAGGGGCUUUUCUUCUGACGGAGAUGUACUCAGACUGUGUCCAGAUCCCCCUGGACCGCCUAAAAAGAGCUUCACCCUACAGCCUCCACCGUCGCAGCCUCAGCCCACCUUUCCGUUGCACUUCCCCCAGCGCUCCAUCUUUAUCCACCUCUGCCAUGCCUCUGGGUGCUCCCUCUAGUCACCAUGUUACCUUUUCUCCUUCUUCCGGCCUCCUCUCUAAACCAACUGCACCUCCUUUCCACCACACUCCAGACGACACUCCCCUGAUGCUGGAACCAAGGCUUCGCCGAAGACACCUGUCUGACCGAGACACUGUCACCUCACCCCCUGACCUCCCCAGCUCCGAGGAGGGCUCCCUGGAGCUAUCAGUUGGCCUGUCCCACAGCCAGAGCCACGGCCAGGCAGAUAGUGGUCGCGGAUCAGAGACAGAUGUUUAUGAAGGCUCCACAGUAGAGCCAGCUGACCUCCAGGGGAGCUGCCUGUUGGCUCAAGAAGACCUGGAGGGCUCAAGCUGGGCCACAGCUGUGGCUCUAGCCUGGCUGGAGCACCGCUGUGCCGGCUACUUCAUGGAGUGGGAGCUGGUGGCAGCAAAAGCAGACUUCUGGCUGCGCUGUCAGGAGCUGCCUGAGGGGGUCGACCUGGCGGGGCUGAAGGGAGCCGCCAGACAGCUGUUCCUGCUGCUACGCCACUGGGACGAGAACAUCAAACUAAACAUGCUGUGUUAUAACCCCAAUAACAUGUGAGACUAUCAUCUCUGAGGAAACUGAGCCAGAUCUACUGAUUUGCAUACUCACUUGUUACCUAUGACUGUGACUGUAAAGAAGCAACGGCUUUACAUAAAAAAGUGAAUCCUGUAUUUUAUCUGCAACCCAGUGCCAAGUUCAUUCUGAUAUUAAGUUGCACAUGAAAAAUUGUACUGAUGUAAGAAUUUAUAUUAACUUGAAAUGACUACCCUUUACAUGACAUCUACCAAGUGGCCUUUUGUUAUAAAUAUGCUUUAUGCAAUCACAUGAAUGCCUUGACCACCUGAAUGGGCUUUUUGUAGUUUUAGCUUCCUGUCAGUAUAAUGUUGUUACUUUGCUAAAUGUAUAAUCACAAUCAGUCAGAUAGGAGUGAUUUUGAUUAUCAGGAUGAUUAUUUGAUAAACUAAUGAAAGAUUACUUUAAACAAUGAACUUGCUGUUGUGAAAAUAAAUUUUAAAAAAACA